CACCAGGGGGCAUUGAAUUAACAUUAUGUGUUGUUCUGUAUACCUCAAUUAUUCUAUUAUCAGUUUGCUAUGGCUUGUUUUCAGUCGAAAUCACUUUACGUUUUCCCUGGAAUAGGGGAGGGGGCGCGUGGACCACGAAAAUUUGGAGAACAGAAUUAUUUGUAAUUUUCCUUCAAUAUGUUCACUGCAUUUGAGUUGUCCUUUUCUUUAGCUAUUUUAUGGAAUGAUAUCAGGAAAGACAUUGAAAUUCGAAACCAAUGAGAAUUAAUUAUUUUAGAAUAGACGCUAAGCAGUUUGACGAGGAGGAGAGGAGAUGUUAAGAAUUAAGACAAACAAGACGCAAUGUUUGAUAUUGUAAAGCCCCAAACGAGACUAGUGAAAGAUGUUUGCUAUGUGGACGCGAUCAUAUCGUGGAGAGUUACUGCUGAGGUGAAUUGAAUUUUAUUUCUCUGAACUCCAAAUGAUUAACAUGGUUAAUAGUUGCAUAAUUAUUUGAUAAGGGCAUAACGAAUACGAUGUCGGGGUUGGUUUUUGUUACUUCCAUCUUGGUCGCGACGGACUCUAUGCUUCGAUAAUUUGCCUGAUUUUUGUUCCGUUCAUUGUUAAGAAAAUGGAAAAUAUGAAGAAGUACUUCAACGCGCUCAUCAUCAUCUCGCUCGUGUCACUUAUCGAGAUACUUUUGCUCCAUUAUCCCCGAGAUCAUGCAAAUUGGACAAGAACGCUCAAGGAAUGUCCUAACCAACUUCCGAACAUGAGUCUGAUGGAACUCUCCAAACUCUCACAAGCAUUGAGCCAGCUGAAGCCUCCAGAUGCAAUUCAUACGCAACCUCCGGGAAGGAAGCAAUCAAUGGACCACCAGGUGCAAUCAUCAACAAAACCGAAGCCUCCUCUUGACAAAAAGAUACUUGCAUCGAAACUUAAAAGAAGCAUAGCCAAAAUUGAAUAUGACGUUCUGAACAUGGAUGUCGGUUUAACGUUGGACGCCAUUACUGCAGUUCCCCUCGAAGAGAAUCGCCUCAUCCACAAGAUUCAACGAGCUCGAGUGCAUCCCAAUGAUGGAUGUGUCAUCAGGAUAGCCAAGUAUUGCGCAAACCGUUGUGAUCACUUGCUGCAACGGAAUCACUCAAAGGAAUGGGCACCAUUUCAAUGUGAUUUUUCCAGAUCUUGUCGUCUGGAAACACGUUUCGUCAGUUACCUCUCGACCGAAAUUAUGAAAUCUGUUGAUGUGCUUCUUAUCGUUGACUCGCUCCACGAAGGACUGCAGUUGAAGAGGCUGAUAGGCAUACGUCCUCCUGGACAACUCUGGGUUCUUUACGGCAGAGAGAGUCCCAUCCAUGACGCCGAUUAUGCCCCUGAAGGUCUAACUGGAAACCCUUAUAAUCAUACAAUGACCUACUCUGGGGACGCUGAUAUAUAUUUUCCAUAUUGCUUUAUCAAGGAAAGACAUUCUCGCCUUGAUCUGAUGCCAAGUAUACCAAAGAAAACUAAAUUGAUAUCAUGGAUGGCUUCGAAUUGUCGUCUUUUAUCUUGGAGGAGAACCGAGCUUGUCAGGGAACUUCGGAAACACAUAUCAGUUGACGCGUAUGGCAAGUGUGGCACCAAGGGGAGUCUUUCUUUACAUGAGGCUGGACAGAUUCUUCCAAAGUACAAGUUUUAUCUGGCUUUUGAGAGCAGUGACUGUCGAGAUUACAUCACCGAAAAAAUAUGGAGGACGUGUCUUCUCCAAGGUAUUGUGCCCAUCGUCUUUGGGGCAAAACGGGAAGAUUACGAGCGAGUGCUGCCUAGAAAUUCCUUCAUUCAUCUCGAAGACUUCAGCAACAUGAGUGCAUUCGUUGAUUAUAUUCACCAUUUAGACUCCGAUGAGGAGGCGUACAUGAAAUAUUUCGACUGGCGAAAAGAAAGUGAGAUAACCUGCCUAUCGGCCAGGACCUUUCUGAUGACUGCCCCCGAGGCGAAUUUGUGUUAUCUGUUCAAAAAGCUUACCCAUCUAUACCUCAGUCCGGAAUCGUCAUGGAAGCAUCGUACCCCGGACUUUUCUUCGUGGUGGAAGGGACAAUGCCGUGAGGAAUACUCUCCGAAAAAUGUAUUAGGAUUUCCUAUAAACCUCUCUAAGACUAAGCAAAGGAUAAAACGUGUUCGAUAGUGUAAACUACUUCAUUGUUAAUCUAUUUAUUUAUUUAUUCAGAUAUUCAUAUUCCACAAAUUCUCAAAGUACGUUUCAUAAUAAAUCAUUUACAGUAGAAUAUACAUAAUCUGCAUAUGCAGUUUUUAAACGUACCAAUAAAAUGAAAAACAGGUGGAGGGGCCUACUAAAAAGCAAAGCCUGUAAGAUGUAGACCCCCUAUUGAGAUUAUAUACAAGGGUAAUUAUGAUAUGAAUAUAGUAAAAUAUUCAGCAAAAUUCUAUAACUUAAUAUAGAUAUAAACACUGUAACACAAAUGUAUAUACACUAUAUCUGCACUAUACAAUGGUUACUUAAAAACAGAAGGAGUCUAUAUCGAGUAUUCAACUUGCUGUAAGACUAUUAUGCAGUUGAUCUUACGAACAUGCACAUAUGGGAGUUCUCCUCUCCGCUCAGUAUUUCGUUUGAAAGAAAAAUAUUCUAAAAAAUUGUUCUGUUUUAUUUAUUUUAUACAUAGUUUGUAUCGUUUUUUCUUUUGGAAUGAAAUUUUUUGCAGUGGGGUUUUCGUAGAUCUCAGGAAGGCAAGUGUUAUAGCACAAUUGAAUUGACUAAUUGCGAUCAAUUUUGCAUCCACACUUUGUUCUUAGGACGGACCAGUAUCCAAUCGGGAUCUUUCUUUCAAAUUUUAUUUUGUCUCAAACCUUUGUUGUAUUACUUUACUGAAUUAUUCAAGAAGAUUUAUUUCUGUGCAAGUAUUAUAAUGAAUCACCAGCGUCAUUUCUAGAAAUAAACAGGCGUAGUCUUACCUCCCGGUGUAUAUAAAUCUGUUUAUAUUAUUUGGUCAAAGGAAUUGUCUCUAUCUUUUUCCUAUUCUUAAACAGCAUCAUUUGGCCAAGUCAUGGAAUUGUUUUCUUGUUUCUACUAAGAUAUUUUACAAUCUUUUGGGUAUUUUAAAUGCUUUAGAUUCAUGGAUUGGUUGAUUGACUGAUAAUUGUAUUUUUGAUUGAUUGAUUGAUUGAUUUACUGAUUUAUUAAUUGAUUGAUACGUGCAUCAAAUUAAAUGAAUUAUUUGUGACUAUUAUUCUUAACAUCAAAUCAUUACAAAAAUCAAUUCAAUUCAGGCAUGGUUUAUUUCAUAUAAAACAAUACAUGUUACACAUCCAAAAGGCUGAAAUAAGCAUGUUUACAAUAAAAUGUUCACAAGUCAUACAUGGGUAAAAGCAACAUUUACAAUUUAAACAGGUAUAAGGAUAUGUGAUGUACAUAGAUAAUAGAUAAUUUUUAAAGAGCAAGUGUAAAUAAGAAUUCAUUGAAAAUAAUAAAAUAGAACGAAAAAAUUUACAAAAAUACAAUAUCAAACUCUGAUAAAUAUUAGACAAUUAAAAAUUGAAAUAGUAAUUGGAUUGAAAUGGAAAUUAAAACAAUAACAAAAAGUUGAGUUGAUUUCAAGGAUAUGAAAGUAAAAUUUUCUCAGAAUUUAGUAAAUUUAUGAAAUAUGGUAUUGCACUUUUUUCUAAAACGAUCUGUUUUGCAUUUUAUCUGAGCAAAGUUUGGAACACUUCUUAAUGGGAUUGAUACAUUUUUCCUUUUCGGUAGCCAGUUAUUACAGUAAGGUUUUUUUUUAAGAGACUUAGCAAAGUCCAUACACGAUUUUUUCGUGUUCUUUCUACACAUUCUAAUCCACAUUUCUAGUGAAUAUUUAUAGCUAUAAAUCUGAACGAAGAAUUAUUUUGCAAACUCUUGUUUUGCAUUUUUUCUAAGUCCUUUACUUGAUUAGCAGUAAGCGCUCCGUGGAAUACCGGUACACGAUACUCCAAUAUUAGACGAUCCAAUGUAACUUCGAACAAGGUCUGACAUAGAGAGUUUAUAUUGUUUGACAAGUCUGAACAUAUACAAUCUUUUGUUGCACCUUAUUAUAACAUCUGAAAUUUGUUUAUCUAAUUUUGAGUCUUAUUAAUAUAAACACCAAGUAUUUUAACAGUUUCUGCAUAUUGCAGAGAGUGUCACCAAUAUGCAAGAGAUUAGGUAAUGGUGGAUCUUUAGAAAUAGUAACUGAUUACAUUGCAUUUAUUCGGAUUUAGUUUCAUAUAAUUAUCACAUGACCAGGUAACAAGUGCAUUUAGAUGACAUUGUAAUACAGAAGAAGUUUGUAUUGAAAGAUUUUCAACUAUAGUAAGAUCGUCAACAUAAUUAUCUAAAGUGCGGUAAAGAAUUGUUCUGACAUGCAUCAUUAAAUAUGAUCAAAAAUAAUAUCGGGCCUAAUUUUUAUGCCUUGAGGCACUCCAGCAUGAUUUGUAAUAUACAAAGACAAUACGCCCUGAUGUUUAACAGAUUGUGAACGAUUUUCUAAAAAACUUACCAUCCACUCAAAUAUACAAGGUCUUACGUUAAAUUCACUUAAUUUUCGAAUCAGAAUAUUAUGGUCAAGUCUAUCGAAGGCUUCGGAACAGUCUGUGCAAACAAUAGUAGAUAUUGAUUUAGAUUUGUCACAGUUGUCCAAUACACAAUGCAAUAAUUUUACCAAAUAAUGGGUAGUUGAUAGACCUUGUCUGUUUUGCGUAUUGAUGAAUGUCAAUGUGUUUAGAAAUAUCUUCGUAUAACCAGUUUGUAAUGAAUGAUUUUGCAAUUUACAUGUAAAAAAGAAAUAUAGGUCGAAGUUCUUUAAUAGUCGGUGGUUGUUUCUUGGGAAUGGAAAUAAAAGUAUCUUUAUAUUAUCAUUAUAUUA
Lytechinus pictus (painted urchin) is the source of this 4847-nucleotide messenger RNA. RefSeq lists its product as uncharacterized. The transcript has a single exon. Gene Ontology annotation, molecular function: alpha-(1->3)-fucosyltransferase activity. The record is from RefSeq and is a predicted model, not a curated record. Gene Ontology annotation, cellular component: membrane. Bases 611 to 2143 code for a protein of 510 amino acids. NCBI's taxonomy places the organism in Eukaryota, Metazoa, Echinodermata, Echinoidea, Temnopleuroida, Toxopneustidae.